Messenger RNA from Trichogramma pretiosum, 4753 nucleotides. RefSeq names its product protein phosphatase PP2A 55 kDa regulatory subunit (gene tws). Gene Ontology annotation, biological process: peptidyl-serine dephosphorylation. The transcript is spliced from 10 exons. Lineage: Eukaryota; Metazoa; Arthropoda; Insecta; Hymenoptera; Trichogrammatidae. Gene Ontology annotation, molecular function: protein phosphatase regulator activity; protein binding. The record is from RefSeq and is a predicted model, not a curated record. Gene Ontology annotation, cellular component: cytosol; protein phosphatase type 2A complex. The coding region runs from base 1481 to 2890 and encodes 469 amino acids.
ACGAAGCUCGCGGCUCGGCUGCUACUCCGUGUUUUCAUAUAUAUACCGUCUUCGCUCCGCAACGUUUAUAUACUACCACUAUCUAUAUACGCGCUGUCUUCGUUUAUAAUAAUAAAACAUUAUAUAGAUCUCUCGAGCUGGUGUCUCGACGUUUUUCUACGUGUCCAGUGUAGCUGCGCCGCAUCUCUCGUUUCACCUUUCGAUCUCUUUUCUCGUUCACCUUCGCCCGAACUUGCAGCUUUUCUCCUGCGCUGCGGACUUUGACUCGUCUCGAGUCGCGUUGUCAAUUUGUCAAGCGCAGCAGCAGCCGGGGGGGAUCGCGCACGAAAUCGGCCUCGUCGCGUGUGGACCGCUGCUCGCAUCUCUCUGCCUUGGCUAUUCGUGAACAAGCCGAGCGUCAACAGUUACGAAUUCUAAAAUAAAAGGAUCAUACUUCUGUGCGUUUAAGUUCACCAGUCGAAUUCGGAGCAGUUUUUGCGAGCUAUAUACAGUGUCGAUCGUCGUCGUAUCGUCGUCAGCUGCCCUCGCGUCUGGCAUCGAGCAAAAGGUAAAAUAUUUUGCCUCCUGCCGCUCAAUAUGCACGUUAUAAUGUAAUGUGCACUCGUAUGUGUCGUUCGGUCGGUUCCACUGUCUUCUCCGUUUGUGCUUCGUGAGACUCGAGCGAAUCGCACGCGCCAAUGUGGAUGUGUUAAAGUACAAAUAUAGUCUCCACGGUGAGUGCACGCACGAAGGAGAGAAAGAGCAAGAAAUCGCGAAACAGAGAGAGAAGAGAGAAAACGACAGAAGGAGAGAGAGAGAAAAGAGGGGCACCGGUUAUAACCACGUGCGCUCGUAUUUUUUAUUCACAUGGUGUUGUUGAGUGUUGCUGCGCGCGCGAUUCAAUAGUUGAUACACGUAUGUAAUAUAUACAAAAUAAAAAUGCAGUGUAUUCUCGAGAGUGCGCCAUUAUAUUCGACGUAGCUCGGUGAAGUGUAACAACGAAACAAAAAAAAAUAAGAAGAAGAAGAAGCAAAAAAAAAGUGAACGGAAGAGGAGAGCGUCGGGAGCAUAUAACCGCAAGAUAAGGCCUCCUCCUUCCUCGUCGCAGCUCGCCUUCAGCGGCGUCGAGCUGGCCCUGGUCAGCUGCUGCUGUUGCUGACGUUUUGCGGCUGGGCUUGCUGCUGCUGCUGCUGCCUCGUGCACCCAUAAAAGCAGCGACAACGACGACGACGACGGCGACGACGACGGCGCUUCAAAAAGCGUCCCCGACUCCCGUCCGAGAGUCAUCGGUGAAUGAUUUUGGCGUCGCCGAGGCAAAGGGCAGCAGGUAACCUGCGGCCUGAACACCGGCCAGCGUCGCCGGUCGGCAGACUCAAUUACCACGCGCCACGCGGGGGUAGUGGGUCUAUGGGGAGCUACGCACCAGCGGGCCCCCAGCCCCGAUUAUCGGACUUCGGACACCUCGCGUGUCAUCGGUCAACCAUCAUCUCCCAAAUCUUCAAUGAAGAGUCCAGCAGGCAUCAUGAGGCAGUCCAGCCUCACCAAGCUCGGCUCCAUGAUCAACACAGCCGUCAACAAACGAGUCGGUAAUGGAGAUAUUCAGUGGAGUUUCUCACAAGUAAAGGGAACCUUAGAAGAUGAUGUCACAGAAGCUGACAUUAUCUCUUGUGUCGAAUUCAAUCAUGAUGGUGACCUCUUGGCAACUGGAGAUAAAGGAGGCAGGGUUGUCAUUUUUCAAAGGGAUGCACUUAGUAAAACAAUGAUUCCUAGGCGAGGUGAAUACAAUGUGUACAGUACCUUCCAGAGUCAUGAGCCUGAGUUUGAUUAUCUAAAAUCUCUAGAGAUUGAGGAAAAAAUAAACAAAAUAAGAUGGCUCAAAAGAAAAAAUCCAGCUCAUUUCUUACUUUCAACUAAUGACAAAACUAUCAAGCUCUGGAAAGUCAGUGAAAGAGACAAGCGAGUUGAAGGUUACAAUACUAAAGAAGAAAAUGGUUCAAUUCGUGAUCCAUCGUGUAUCACUGCCUUGCGGGUACCUACCAUAAAGCCAAUGGAACUGAUGGUAGAAGCUUCUCCUAGAAGGAUAUUUGCUAAUGCACAUACCUACCACAUAAACAGUAUAAGUGUCAACAGUGAUCAAGAAACUUAUCUCAGUGCUGAUGAUCUAAGGAUCAAUUUAUGGCAUCUUGAGAUAACAGAUCAAAGUUUUAACAUUGUUGAUAUUAAGCCUACGAACAUGGAGGAAUUAACUGAAGUGAUAACAGCUGCAGAGUUCCAUCCUGUAGAAUGCAACCUAUUGGUCUACAGCAGUAGCAAGGGUACAAUACGCUUAUGCGAUAUGAGAUCGGCAGCACUUUGCGAUCGUCAUAGUAAAUUAUUUGAGGAACCUGAAGAUGCUAGCAAUAGAAGCUUCUUUUCAGAAAUAAUUUCUAGUAUUAGCGAUGUUAAACUCAGCAAUUCUGGGCGAUACAUGAUCAGUAGAGACUACCUAAGUGUCAAAGUUUGGGAUUUGCAUAUGGAAACAAAACCUAUCGAAAGCUAUCCUGUGCACGAGUAUUUGAGAACAAAACUGUGUUCAUUGUACGAAAAUGACUGUAUCUUUGAUAAGUUUGAGUGCUGCUGGAGCGGCAACGAUUCGGCCAUAAUGACUGGUUCAUAUAAUAAUUUCUUCCGUGUUUUCGACCGUUCAACGAAACGAGACGUUACUCUUGAAGCAUCACGUGAUGUCGCUAAACCUAAAACAUUAUUAAAACCACGCAAGGUCUGUGCCGGUGGGAAACGCAAAAAGGAUGAGAUUAGUGUAGAUUGUUUGGAUUUCAAUAAGAAAAUUCUGCAUACGGCAUGGCAUCCUCAUGAAAAUAUUGUUGCGGUGGCGGCCACAAAUAAUCUUUUCCUGUUUCAAGAUAAACUCUAGCAUAUUUAUAUGCAAAUUAUUCAACGUUACAUACUGACAUAAGCGUUACGUGUGAGGUAUGAAAAAAUAAACAAGCAGGUAAGACAGGUUAAGUGAAGAAGCUGCUGGUAACAUGAAUGUUCCGGUAAACACGACAAGAAAAAAAGUAUGGACGAGCGUCAGCUUCAUCAUAUCACCGAUCGUUGACUGACUGAUGAAAGUUAUUACGCGAAACCUUUAAGUGAAGCACCAGCACACCAGGGGGUAGUGUAAAAAAAAAGAAAAAAAAUACAAAAAGAAAAAAAAACAAAACACCAUCAUUCAAAAAUGGAGAAUUUAAGAUUGCCACAUGAGUGAGCGUCAAUAAAAGUCAAGGGACACAUUUAAAAAAUGCGAUCUUUACGUCCAUUAUCAUACAUAAUCUACUACGCUAGUUACAACAUUGAUAUACGUGAACAUAGUACUCGUCUUUAUACAAAAAAGUUGUAAUACACAUUCUAUGGACUUUAUAAUCUCUUAGAGAAUAACUUGUUAAGAUAUGUAUAUAUGUUGCGAAAAAACUCAAACUUUUAUCUUGAGGUCAUCAAAUUAUAAAGAAAUAGUUAAAAUCGAGAUAGUUCGCUGUGCGGACAAAAUCGAGUUCUGUAACGACGAUCUAAAACUGAACUUUCUGAGAAAGAGAGCAAAGAUUGUAAAAUCGAUUUGUUUACCUUAUCUUUGAUUUAUAAUAAAGUUUCUAGCAAUUUUCCAAUUGAGUGUAUGUAUGAUACGACUUUUUUUUAAAACUUUCUCGGGAGAUUGAAAAGAGCGAUCUUAUCCAAGUGAAAGUGAACCCGAAUGGAUUAUUAUAUAGAAAAAUUAUUGCUUGAUUCAUUUGAAUAAAAUUUCAUCAAUGAUGAGGUGUAUAAAUUCUAUAAUUUUUAUCGUUUAUUGUGAAAUAAUGUUAAUUAUGAAUUAACAUCUAAAGUGCAUCAGUUUUAAUUAUUUGCAUUUCAAUGGCGAUAGGAAUGCCAUUAUGCUAUUGGACGUAGAGAAUCGAUUAUUUUCGAUACAAAACAGAAUAAAAGAAACAAACAUGAAACAUUUUUGACCGAGUACUUUUAACAUAUUGUUAUGAACUUUUUGAAUAAUUAUUGCGAAACUCCCUUGAAGAAUUUUAAUCUGUAAUCUGUAAACAUUUUUAAAAAGCCCUAAUACUAGGAUGUGAUGAUUUUAGUAAAACAAUGUAUUUGUCAUAUUUUUUAAAUUCUUUCUUAAUUUUGAUCACCUAAAAUUAUUAACGGAAUACUAAUAUUAUUACCAGACGUUAUUAAUGCAAUUUCUUUAUGUAUCAAAUUCGAAGUAUGGUUGCACACGACAUCUAUAAAAAAACAAUAGUCUGAAAUAAUUAAAAGGAUGAACCUUUGAAUAAUUGGCCAUAAGCUCUGGUAAUUAGUAAAAUUCUUAGAACGGAACCAUGUAUUUUCACGUUCUCUUAAAACAUGUAGUAAUAUCAUUUCAAGAAUGACUUUAAACACAGCCAACAUUGGCCUGAAAUCUGCAAUAAUUACGCAAGAAUUUUUUAAAUGAAUCGUUCAUUUAUAGCUCUCACAAUCUUAAAUUUCAAAUGAAAUAAAAUUAAAUUGGGAGUUUGAAAUAACACAAAAUUGAACGUUCAACAACGGUUGUAUUUAUUAUGUAGAUAAUGUAUGUACCAGUCAUAAGACAAAAAUGUUCGGUUCACAAAUGUGUCAUGUUUUAAAGCUUUUGUAGUUUAAUAAAUGCCUCACAUAUUAUAAAUCAAAAUAAUUAAUUGUAUGAUAUUGACUUGUACAUAGAAAUGGUAAAUUUUUCAAAAAAAAGUAAUAAUAAUAACAAUGACUGUUGUUUUGUGAAAAUUUAAAA